Messenger RNA from Paramuricea clavata, 3041 nucleotides. NCBI's taxonomy places the organism in Eukaryota, Metazoa, Cnidaria, Anthozoa, Malacalcyonacea, Plexauridae. The record is from the annotation of a GenBank genome assembly.
AUGUGCUAUACGCUACUGGUUGAGGUAUAAGUAAGUACAUUAGGUAGGAUGAAUAAAUGCAGGCUAAUAACCAUGUCCCUUGCAAUAUUGACAUGUGUAAAAUUAAUAUAAUUUUUUCGUGAAUUAAAGGUUCUUAUAACAAUUAAAUUGUUAGAUUGAUCGCCAUAAGGAGAAGUUAGCUGAUCUGUGUUUAAAUGAGCAGGCGUUGUCUGAAAAACAAAGGCGACUUGAACCCAAAACCUUUACAGGAUUUUCUAAAAGGAAAGAAAGAAUAAGACAGAUGACACCAUCAACGUUAUGUCCAGACAACUCUGAGAAGCUAUGCUCGGAUAUGCCAGUAAGAUCUGCCCAAAGAAGAUGUAAAGAAACACUGGACCCCUCUGAAAUUAUUCACAGAAACAGUGAAGGUAAUGGUACUCUCAUUACAAAUAUGAAAUAUACCUACAGGUAUAUUACAGAAUAUGGUCACAUCUGCCUAAAUAUGCGGAUAAUACAAAUCACUCCUAGGGGCUGUUUACAUGAGCCUCGGCUGACUGGGCUCCCCUGUUGGCUCAGCUGGGAUCUCAGCAAACCAAGCCCAUAAUUGUACACUAAAAUGUUACAUUUAAAGGAAAUUAGAAAGAGGUCUGGCGCCUCGGACUGAUGUAAACAGCCUCUCAGUGCUGGUAUAAAUAAUACUUGCUCACCUGCAUUCACAUUCUUACCAAAAAUCUCCAUUCAUUUAUAAUUUGUCUAGGUAACAAAGCUGCCCUUGAUGGUUUAUGGGUAAUGUUAGCCAAUAAAUGUUCCGAACAACAGCUGCAUUCAUAUGUUGAAGCAUCACCCAAAAUGCAAAAGAUUAUCCCCAUGGUAGUUAAAACCCAAACUAAAGGGUAUGAAGAGAGCCAUGAUAACUUGGUAAGAAGCUUGAAGGUCCUGUAUACAAAAGGACUUUUCUCGAAGGAAAAAUACAAAGCUAUAUGUCAAAGCAUUAUUUCAGUACCAUGCACAGAAUCUUCUCCUACAAUCACUAAUGCAAAACUUGUAUACUACGAUAAGCUUAUUGCAUUUGUUAAGUCUGUCGACAUUGACAAUAUCAAAGACUUUUCUGAUGCAUUUGUCAAGGCUUGGAAGCAUUUGAAGAUCCAGUUAGUGGGUCUUAUAGAGAUCUUUGUAGUUACCUUUUAGUAUUAGCAGAGCUAUAUAUCUUAAUUGAUCAAGCAUUAGGGUCUAAAUCGUUUAUUAGGCAUUUUGGAAGUCUGCCAAUAUAUGACUUUAGGGUUGCAUUAGGGGCUGAUGGUGCCCCUUUUGGCAAAGAAGAAGCUACAGCAUGGCUUGUCUCUUUCAUUAACAUGGCACAACACAUUCAAAGUGAAAAUGAUAAUUUUAUCAUAUGUGGGGCAAACUGUUCUGAAGGCCACAUAGGUAUGCAACAGAGGAGGUUGGGUGACUAUACCGGCAUGCAUUGCGUCUCAUUAUUUUCACAAUUGCGAUUUUCGACAAACGUUUAGUGAAAAGUUGUUGAAAUAUAUUGCGAUUUUUAUCUUUGAAGACAUCAUUUUUUCGAAGGUAUGUUUUUAUAUUUGUAUUAUUUAAGAACCUAAUUAAACUAUUUUUGACUUGUUUGGUACAGGAAUUGCUUUUUAGUUAAGUUGAUUACGUAUUGUAUUUAUGCUUGAUUCGGGUCAGUGGACACGCCACAAAAGUGGCUUUCAAAAAAUGCAGAAGCUACUUUCAUUUUUUUUAUGGGAAAUUAAAAUAAAACACGUCAGCGAAUUAAUGAAAGUUUAUUCUUUCCAUUCGUACUUUAAAACUCAAAGUAGCUCGACGAAAUCGACAAGUAAUCGCAGUUUGAAAAUGGGGUACUUUUGCUAUAUUCUUUCGCCAAGGGCGGGAAUUGAUCGCGCGGUUAUCAUUUGGCGCGAAGUAAAAACUACAGUAUGAAUCACUAUUUUCUUCAAAUUCUUUGGAACAAACUCAUACAUGUUUCCACAUUUAACUGUACUGAGUCUACUGACCGUGUUUCAGAAUCCUGGAUUACAAUAUUACUGUAAAAUAUAAUAAAAAUACAGUACGACUGAAGAUUGUUGUUCAACUGAAGAGCAAUUUCCGAUUUAAAUAUUGAAGUUUACACUGUUUAUUUUGUACUUUCCUAGCAGAAAGAUUUAUCAGACUCCUAUAAAGAAGUCCCCAGUAAAAUAUCAUAAAUGGACCUUUGAGAAAGAUAGGGCACUUACUGAAUUCAUAUCAAUUAUCAAAACAGAUCCAAAGUAUCAGUAUGGAACACAUGUUGAAAAGUGGCCAUUGUUUAACCCAUUAAGCUGCAGAGCUUCCCUAUUGACGAGUAAAAUGUCUGGGGUUAGACAAGUAAAAAAAAUAAGUAGGGCGCAUUGCGGCUCAAUGGAUUAACUAAAGACAUUGUCAGAUUUUUUGGUUAACCCAUUAAGCUGCAAAGCUUCCCCCAUUGGCAUUGAUGAGUAAAAUCGUCUGGUGUUAGACAAGUAAAAAAAUAAGUAAGGCGCAUUGUGGCUCAAUGGGUUGUAAUAUAAUGUGAAGAACUGUUUCUGGGAUGAUGGUGCCAUGCAUAUCCAAAUAUGCAGUACUUCCUCAAACAUUCUGCUGUCAAGUAUAAAGUUUGUUAGAGUUCUUUAUAAUAAGGGUAACUACCUGCAAAAUUCAAAAGUUGUUUCCAUUAAAGGUCCUAUUUGGCAAUUUAGUUGUUUUGAAGUUUCAAGUAAAAUUUUCAGGUCAUAGAGCAGCAGUAUGAUGACAUAGUGGGACAGGUUGGGUUAGGUAAAAAGGGCCCACAGUAAUUGGCAUAUGCUGUUGUGGUGACCCUGCCCUAGUUGGCGAAGCUAAUAAAAACAAAAAAAAAACGUGAAUAUAGAGUGAAAAUGUGUCCUUAUCAUAAAUUAUACCGCUUUAUCUGUUGUUCAUACUUUAUAUAGAUUGCCGUCUACGAACAUGAACAACUGAUUGCUACAGAAAAAAGUUUGCAAGAUGCUGACAUCCAUUAUCGUUUGACCCAAUCUGACGGUUUAGCAGAACUUAAAUCUAAGUAA